This is a messenger RNA of Diachasma alloeum, 629 nucleotides long. RefSeq names its product probable 28S ribosomal protein S16, mitochondrial (gene mRpS16). Lineage: Eukaryota; Metazoa; Arthropoda; Insecta; Hymenoptera; Braconidae. Gene Ontology annotation, molecular function: structural constituent of ribosome. The transcript is spliced from 2 exons. Gene Ontology annotation, biological process: mitochondrial translation. The record is from RefSeq and is a predicted model, not a curated record. Gene Ontology annotation, cellular component: ribosome; mitochondrial small ribosomal subunit. The coding region runs from base 127 to 552 and encodes 141 amino acids.
CUUUUUGGAAACGCGCUUGAGGUGGAAGUUUUGUGGGGGAGUUCUUCGGAAUUUUUGUAACCUCUUGUGCGGUGCAGUUGCUGUUGGGGUGCGAUUUUAAUUAGGGGAGAUUUUUGGGGCCAAGUCAUGCCACGAUUUCCACUUCAUGCCGCCUCGGGGACUGGGGUGUACUUGGAAUGUCGUAAGAAAGUCAUUCGGUUUGUUCGGUACGGCUGUGCGAACCGGCCGUUCUUUCAUAUUGUGGUCAUGCCUCCUAAAGUAGAGCAGAGGAAGCCGCCCAUAGAGCAGCUAGGGACGUACGAUCCAAUGCCAAACAAGUUCAACGAGAAACUGGUGGCUCUCAACACCGAGAGGAUAAUGUUCUGGCUGGGGCAGGGGAACGUAGAGAUCUCAGAGCCCGUCGAGGAGCUCCUAGGUAUCGCUGGGUUCCUGCCGAUCCAUCCCAGAACGUACAUCGCAGCCUGGCGGGCCAGGAGAAAAGCCGAGGAGGAAGCAGCCAAGGCGAAACAGGAGGAGGACGAGACUCCCCAGACUCAGGAGCAGAGCAACUGAUGAUCAUGCCGUUGGUUAUCGUGUAAAUAGGUUCAUUAUUGUCAUGAUAAUUAUUAAAUAAGAAAUACUUUAACGAA